Molecule: messenger RNA, 4140 nt
Organism: Schistosoma haematobium
Lineage: Eukaryota; Metazoa; Platyhelminthes; Trematoda; Strigeidida; Schistosomatidae
Exons: 2
Coding region: 1807-2169 (120 amino acids)
Source: RefSeq, a predicted model, not a curated record
UUCAAUUAUAUUUUUUUCUGGUGAGUUAGUUUUCUACGGGAUGGCGUUGCUCAGUAACAGUAGGUCUUAACAUAAGCAAAAGGAAAAGCAAGAUUCUCUGAUACAACAUAACAGGCAUCAGUCGAACCACACAUUUGAUGGAGAAGAUUUGGAGCAUAUCUACAAGUGAAGAAUAUAUGGAAUUCAAAACAACUGUUUGUCAACCAACACCAAAGUCAGAAUUUUCAAAACAAAUGUCAACACAGUUCUACUGUAUAAGACGGAAACUUGGAGAACUACGAAAGCCAUCAUCCAGCAGAUACAACUGUUUAUUAACAGUUGUCUACGCAAAAUACUUUGGCCAGACACUAUUAGACACUGACAACCUACUGUGGGAGAGAACAAACCAGAUUCCAGUGGAGGAAGAAAUCAGGAAGAAACGCUGGAAGUGGAUAGGACACAUUGAGAAAAGCACCAAACUGCGUCACAAGGCAAGCCCUCACAUGGGAUCCUCAAAGCCGAAGGAGGAGGAGAGGAUGACGAAAGAACACAUUACGUCGAGAAAUGGAGGCAGAUAUGAGAAGAAUGAACAAAAAUUCGAUAGAACUCGAAAGUAAAGACGAGGACAGAGUGAGUUGGAGAAUGCUGAUCGGCGUACGUAAUAGAGAAAAAAACAAAAGAAUGUCUAUAAAGCUCUUACAUUUCAGAGGGACUUUUCCGAAAUCGAUUUGGUAUAAUUAACAUAAGUAGAAAGAAUUGUUUACCUUAGAACGUAUUACAUUGUUUCAUGAAAAUACACAAACCAAACAUCCCGCUACGUCCAAUUGUAGCACUCCCCGGAACGCUAACGUACAAUUUGUCAAGAGAAAUUUCACGAAUAUUUAAACAAUUAGUGGAUCCAACUAAUCACUCUAUCAAAUCUGCUAUCCAAUUCCUGUAUAAAAUUAGGAACAUUUAAAUCAACGACGACAGACUGAUAAUAUCCUUUGAUGUAACAGUCUUAUUCACCUCAAUCGAAUCAAGUUUAUCAAAGGAAACUCUAUCCCUGCUUCUUGUCACCGAAAUAAAUCUCUCAAAGUACACGAAACUUUAAAGUCAAAGUUUACUAGAACUCAUCGAUUCAUGCUUAACAACAUAUUCCCAAUUCAACAACAAAAUCUACGAACAAACGAAAGGAAAACCGAUGGGAUCAUCAAUAUCAAAACUUAUUGUAAAAGCAGUGAUCCAGAGACUGGAAGCCUAGAUUUUAGUAGUGAUCAAACCGAAAACUUGGAUUCAUUAUGUAGACGACACAUUUGUCAUCAUCAAAAACGACUAGCUGGAAAAUAACUACAAUCUGAUCAACAACGUCUUUGACAACAUCAGGUUCACAAUGGAACAGAAGCCAAACAACAAACUAACAUUCUUAAAUGUAUGAAUCACCAGAACCGACCUAGGAAAACUGGAGAUUCAAGUAUAUCGGAAGCCGAUCCACACAGAUCAAAUUCUCAAUUACAGUAGCGAUAACCCAAGAGCUCACAAAAUCAAUUGCGUAAAAACUCUGUUCAAGAGGGUGAGGACACACAGAAACACAGUGCGGUAAAAUGAAGAAAAAUAUUUAAACACUAUCUUUUAAAAGAACGACUACCCAAUCAGCUUAAUCAAAAAUACCAACCAGAUGCAUAGGCAGAAACAAAAUCAGGUACAGAAACCAACGAACGGAUUGUCUUAGCAUAUAUAAAGAGCAUAUCACAAAUUACAACGAGAUUGUUGAAGCAUUUUGGAAUAGGUGUUGCAUACAAUCCAAAAAAAUCACUCCAAUCAAUUAUAUGCAAACCGAAGGACGAAAUGAUAAAAGAAAAACCGAACACCAUCUACAAAAUAAAUUGUCCCAACUACGAAAAACUCUACAUCGGACAAAGUGGACGCCCUCUUCAUCUUUGCUUGCACGAAAAUCAAUUAGUGGUGAAACGCCAUAAUAUAUCCUCGCUUAUACCAGUGCAUGUGGACAACUGUGAGCAAACGUUCAACUUGGAGAAUUUUGAAAUCUUAGAUGGAGGCAAUUCUACAAACACUAGAGAAUUUUUAGAGGCUUGGCACUCAGGUCAAUCAGUAACUAACACACAUAUUGAAAUUGAUCCAAUUUAUCAACCAAUCAGAAAGAUUAUAGACAAAUAUAGGACCAAGAAUCAAGUCAAUAGUGGGAGAUAAAAUAAAGAAGUAAACAAUGACAGGGUAAGGUCAACAGUAGUCAAUCACGAUUGAGGUCUGCAAGACAAGCUGAGUCAUAGGUGAAAAAAUUCGGACACUUCACUUCUACCUGGAGUUCGUGCUGAUGGUGUCGUUGAGACGAACGAUGAAAACUCCAUGACUGAACCAUUCAGCUCAGAGAACGAAACUCCACCUAAAUUAUCUUCCUGAGCUACAAAUCUUCUCCGCCGUCUCAAAAUCGUGAAAUUUCAUUGUCUCUUGACUAGAUCUAUUAACUGGAAGGGGGAAGGAUACACAGCUCCAAGGUUAGGAAUGAAAACAAUCAAAACAAAUAUGUGAACAACGCUCAUACACCUAUGAACAAUAACCAUCUAAAUUCUAGGUCAACAAAACAAGCAUCCAAUCACCUGUAGAGAAUUUUUAUUGAUUCACUUGUUAUUGAAUUGUGUGCUGAUGAUGUUGUCAAGGUAGACAAUGAAAGCUUUACGAAUAAGUCAUCCAGCCUAGAGAAUAAAACUCCCUCGAAAUUCUCAUUUCGAGCUACAAAUAUUCCUCACCACCACAUAUAUCACUAAAGUUUUGUAUCCGUGGUGGUGAUAGAUAUUUACGUGUUUGGGGAAAUGCUGUUGUCUAUCAAAAAUACAAUGUUUAUCAGAUAAUAUUGCAAGAAAAAAACAGUAGACAAAUUGUGACACAUGGUAAAAUGAUGUAAAAAAAGAACAUUUCAUGCGGAAAUUACGGUAAAAAGAAUCAAGGCUAUUUAGUUUGAAUAACUGAACGUAUUCAGUUAAGUCAAAGUUCACCUAUGAGUUUCAUCAUCUUUUAAAUGAACAGUUGUUAUUUUUCUUUUUAGAACAGCAUAAAUUUGAUGACCAAAGUAGAAAUGGAUACAGUAAGGAACUAAAGAAUACACAUGGUAUCUAUAAGCACUAUGACUAAUUAAGAAAGAAUUCACUUGUAUUUUGAAAUUUUUUCUAUUCUGAUCGAUAAUUAUAUGUUGACAAGUGAUUAAUUUUCAGAAGUAUACUCAACGUUCAAAUAAGAAUCUAUGAUUAAGGGAGUUUAGCUAUGUUAGAAGGCAGAUAUCACCGAUAGUAUUGAUGUCAGUCCCUCUAUAUCACGCCCGACAGUUGCUGCUACCUUGACCUUGUGGUCGGGCUUGCUAAUCGUAAUAGACCAAUCGAACUAUAUUGGCUGGAACGACUGUUCCUCAAGGUCCUACCAUUCCAGGCAGGUCGGUUGAAGAGAGCUAAGAUUAAAAGCAGCAAACCCAAGAUCCUAGAGAGAAGUCGCACUGCUGAAUGUACAGAGGUGUGACGACAGUAAGGUGUUUCUUUCAAACAACCAGCAUAACAGCAAUGCUGCCUUCCCACAAAAAGGGGGAUUCAAAAAGUUCAACCCUAAAAAUGUACACCUCACCUUAUCCCACGGAUUCCCUUCUCCGAUGCUAAGGUUUCAACAAGUACGGAGCUCAUACGAAAAUUGCUCACAAGAAGGUUGUAUGUGAACGACCUUAAGUAGUUGUCUCUUGGGCACUGCGGUCACGCUCUCAGGUCAUUAGGGCCACCCCAAUCCAAUCUUUUCGGGUAUCUCUAGAACAACCCUUCCACGGUGAUGGCAAUUGGGAAGUGAAAACCGCCCUCAUACCUCUAACAGAAAUCUAGAUAACUGUGUUCAUAAUCCAUCUCCCUAUAUCAAGAUCUAUGGGUAAUAUGCUCUAUUUAUUAUUUAUUUAUUUGAACACAUAAAUAUUGGUACAAGAGAGCGCCAAUAUAUAUGCGUCACACAAAACAAUGAGAAUUCGAAGAGAAAUAGAAAAAAAGAGAACAAUAACGAAGAGAUUGGUGUAAGGUAGUGUGGUAGUAAUGAGGGAACGCAAAGGUACAAUCGGAAGAAAUCUUUCAGGUAAGGGAGACACAGCCACUUUUUAUGAAGAAAGUAAAAGAAGGUUACAGCAGGAUCGCCACUGGC